Molecule: messenger RNA, 3656 nt
Organism: Macrobrachium nipponense
Lineage: Eukaryota; Metazoa; Arthropoda; Malacostraca; Decapoda; Palaemonidae
Product: sialin-like
Exons: 11
Coding region: 160-1818 (552 amino acids)
Biological process (GO): monoatomic anion transport; transmembrane transport
Cellular component (GO): membrane
Molecular function (GO): transmembrane transporter activity
Source: RefSeq, a predicted model, not a curated record
CUUACCUACGCUACGAAUUACUGUUGCAAGCAUUGUUUACAUCUGGCUUUGGUUGGAGAAAGACGUCGGGAAAGAAAUAUCUGCUCGGUCCACAGAUACACCGCACAUAAUACUUUGUGGUCUUUAGUUCGUAUUAACCCAUCAAGUCAAGCAGACAAAAUGUCGAAGGAAGACCCAGAGUCUGGAAGCAACGGGGAUGCAUUGCCACUGAAGCCCACGGAAUUCCACGGGGAAAUGAAGGAGUCCCACACGACGUCGUUACUCCUCUCUCCUGACGGCUCCGAGAGGAGCAGACUCGAAGGAGAGGAAGUAGAAGCUUUGCCAUGCUGGCAAGUACGGUACACCCUGGCGAUCCUUUCCCUCAUCGGCAUCGCCUUGAUGUACGGAAUGCGCGUCAUUCUCUCCAUAGCAAUCGUUGCCAUGGUCGGCUCUAAGGGACAUCACCACGAGGCCGAGAACUCCACGGAAGGAGAGCAAGGAAUUCUGCUGGAUGCCUGUCCGGCUCCUGAGAACGCGAAUACUACCAAGACUGUCAUGGAAGGCGAAUUUGACUGGGACGAGACGACGCAGGGCGUGAUCCUCGGAUCCUUCUUCUGGGGCUACGCAUGCACCAACAUCCUUGGAGGGCGAGCGGCCGAAUACUCCGGCGGGAAAAGGAUCUUCGGUCUGGGCAUCUUUCUAUCAGCGAUUUUGACAAUCAUCACGCCCAUCAGCGCGAGGACCUCCACCGAAUUCGUCAUCGCCGUCAGGGUACUCAGCGGCAUCGUACAGGGUGUUGUUUUCCCUGCUGUCAAUUCGAUGUUGGCCACUUGGAUCUCCCCGUCUGAAAGGAGCCGUUACAACACCAUUGUUUACUCAGGAUUUCCCCUGGGCACCGUGCUCUCGCUGCCCAUCGGAGGGUAUCUCUGUUCCUCCCCCAUUUUCGGCGGGUGGCCCUCCGUCUUCUACCUCUUCGGCGGUCUCAGUCUGGUCUGGUCCGUGUUCUGGUUCGCGCUGGUCUACGACCGCCCUGAGCAGCACCCAAGGAUCUCGCCUGGUGAGCUGGCCCUUCUUCAGGCGAAUAAAGAGGACACCAAGAGGGCGGAGGUUGUGGCCCUUCCCCUGAGGGAGAUCUUCACUUCCCUCCCGUUCUGGGGCCUGAUGAUCGGCGCCUUCGGAUACGACUACGGGUUCUUCACUCUCCUGACGGAGAUCCCGACCUACCUGAAGAAUAUGCAGCACUUCGAUAUUAAUCAGAACGGCCUGCUCUCCGCCCUUCCGUUCCUGGUCAUGUGGCUGUGGGGAUACGUGUGGGGAAGCCUCAUGGAUUACCUGACGAGGGCGGGCAAACUCACCAUCAUCACCGUCAGACGUCUCUCCAUGUCUAUGGCCUUGCACGGUGCCAUGUUAAGCCUGAUCAUCAUGUGCUUCGUGAACUGCAACUCCGGCCUGGCAGUGGUGGUUCUGUGCCUGGCCGUAGGCCUCAGUGGAAGUGCCAACUGCGGCUUCCUGUGCUCCCACCAGGACCUGGCACCCAACUUCGCCGGCACCCUCUUGGGUUUCACCAACACCUUCGGGUCCUUCGCUGGAGUCUUCGCCCCCAUGAUCACCGGAGCUCUGACGGAGGGGAAUCAAACAAUCACAGCUUGGCGGUUCGUUUUCUUAAUCACGGUCGGGAUGUAUUUGGUAACUGGCACCCUCUACAUCUGCUUCAUUUCCAAUAGAACGCAAUCAUGGAACGAACCAAAACCCAAACAGAACUGUGGGAAGUCCAACAACUGCAACGAAGCCCAGGUGGUCCUCAUGCCAAAAGCUCAGUCACCUGACGCAGAAAGCUAAUUGACCCGACCUGGAGAGUGACCUCACCUGUGACCCCACUCCUGAACUUUCAACUUUUGGUGUCGGACUCGGAAGUCAUGCGCCUUUUUUCCUAUAUACUAUAUAUAUAUAUAUAUAUAUAUAUAUAUAUAUAUAUAUAUAUAUAUAUAUAUAUAUAUAUAUAUAUAUAUGAAAGCUUGGUGAAAGCUUCACGAGAGUUUCGGGUCUACAAAAUUGGAUGAUUUUGAAGAGCUUACAGUUUUGUCGUCCUUCUGACUUGUAACUUCGUAAUACGACAAAUUCCAGCCAUACGUCCGUAAGAAGAUGCUGUUAUCAGUCGUCACCUUUUACGAUAUUUUAACGUGGAAGGUGAAGAGGAAAUAGUGCAUAAAACCCACACUUUUCUGUAGACCUACUCUCUCUCUCUCUCUCUCUCUCUCUCUCUCUCUCUCUCUCUCUCUCUCUCUCUCAAGUAGUUAUUGUGUAUUCAACAACUUGCCUCCCAUUUCAAAGGGAGACACUUAUUCUCAGAUAUCAGAAAUGACAUCACCUGCAUCAUGUGGCAUCUUAGCCUCUCAUCUCAUCUCACUCUUGCUAUAUUAAUCCUGUGUCAGUAGUAUCCCAAUGCAUAUAUGAUAAAUAGUUUAUAGUUCAAGGUGGACUUACUGCCUGUUGGUACUCGUGGACUUACGUUACUUUUCAGAGUAGUAUUCCUGUGAAAUACGCUUUUCAUUAAAUAUCUUUAAACUAAAGAAUUGACUCCAGUGCCGCACAGCAGACUUUUCUUGUAUGAUAUGUAAAUGUUCCCUUUCAGUAGACGCUUCUCAAUUCUGUCUGAUAGCUUCCCACGCUAUGCGGAUUUUCUUAAAUUCUCUCACUGUAUUCUAUCAGUGUACCAGUAUAUUGCGGACGCAUUUGCGAAUGCAAUCAAUGUUUCCUUAGAAUGUAGAUUUAAACUCUGUCAGUGUAGCGCUGUACAACAGGCGUUUUCUGAAAAUUUUCCAAUUUGUUCCCAUCAAGUAAAGAUUUUUUAAAUUUCUAUAGGUGUACCCCCAUACCAUUGACGUUUUCAUAUGACUCUAACAUUUUAUUAUGAUGAAGUGUAGAUUUUCUACCAGCUUAACCCUGUAGUACCUUCGACAUUUUCAUAAAUUCAGUCAACGUAUCCCUGCAUUGACGUUUUCUCAAAAGUCUACUCACCUCACACAGUCGUUUUCCCACGGUAAUUUCCAAGACACCUUGUUCAGUGCAUUACGUAUAGGAUAAAAAAAAAAAUGCCUGCGACACAGGUGCUGACCAUCGCCUCAUAACUCACCAUUCUCAUUCAUCGUUCAUUGUACAUAGUGAAAGCUCAUCACGAAGUGUCAUUGACUUUUACGUUGCAGUUACUGCAGCUUGACAUGUAUAGUGAGUAUAUAGUGAAUGCGAAGAAGCGAGAAACGAAUACGUGAUUAUUUUUCUUUAUAUAUGCCGUGAAGAAGAUAUAUGCUGUGAAUCAUGCUGUAAUUGACAAGAGGCAGUCUAACCUGUUUUGCAGCUGUCAGUAGCAGACUGGGCUCUCUGCAAAUUGCAGUACCAGUCUGGUCUGGGCUUUCCGCCAAAGCCUGGGAUUUGUAGCUGACAGAAGCAGCCUGGGCUUUUGGGCUUCCAAAUUAUUUUUUAUAUAUAUUGGAGAUGAAAUUUCCAGCCGUCUGUUUUUCAAGUGAAAUAGUGUGUGUGUGUGUGUGUGUCUGCAUCUAUAUGCUUACAUGAGGUUCCUUGGAUGUGUAUGUUACGUAUUAAUAAAAGGAACUUUCAUUCUCAGAAAGAUUAUAUAUAUAUAUUGUAUAUUCAAAGAAUAAAUAUUUUAUUUAAUGUAC